CCAAAACACUGCCCUCUCUCCAGACGUAACGACUUCCUCCUUUCCAAGAACCAUCCAUGGAAGGUCGAGCACGAAUAAUCAUGGAUGUUGGCAAUACAAUGGCUGCUAUAGCCUUCGCUGAUCAGUGUCUCAAAUACGGCAACAAGUUUGUGAGCAGGUGCAAGACCUAUCUCCAUGCCGAGGAUGAGGCCAAAGAGCUACUUAUCUCUAUCGAGAGCAACUGGAUCAAGAUGGAGACUCAGAUGGAGAUCCUGAAGAAGGUGGCCCCAAACCUGGAUAUGAGGCUCCAAGACAUGCAAUCUCAAGUGCUCUCUCAGCUCGAGGGUAAACUCAAAACAGCAAGUUACAUCAUCGAACAGUUUAAACCAGACAGAUUCUCAAGGGCCAAAGGGGCGAAGGUCAAGCAAGGUGAUUGGAACCAUGAUGCUGGGGAACUAGAAAUAUUGACCGAUGCCUUCUCCCACAUGAAGCCGCUCGCAAAGUCCAAGUUCUCUUUGAAGAAGGAGGCACUUCUCGGGAUUGUUGAUGAAAUAGAGAAGUGGCAAGCAAGAUACGACCCAAGUUGGAUUUUGAUCAUGCAAAUGGCCGCCCUCCAGAAGACACAGGAAGGGCCGGAGUCUGAACAAGUGCCUAUCAUUGUGGCCGCAAAAGGACUUCGGGAUGCAGCACGAGCCAACCAAGAUUCAGAAUCGAAGGACCAGAAAUCAAUCUGGAUUGAGCCGGAUGAUAUCGAGCUAAAUAUUCAGAAGAUUCGGAACUCAAGCGUCCAGCUCUCGCUCGGCCCGGACGAAAGUAUGGUUCUCAUCGACACUAUGGCCUGUAAUCCUGCAGCCAAUAUCACCAAGACCACGAAGGAAGUUCGAAAUCUAGCUCGUGUCUUAGCAGAAGUUGAUCCUUCUACAUUCGGUUUACUCAAAUGUCGAGGUGUGAUGCGGACUUCCAAGCCAGGUUCCGUGCACCAACUUCUCGAUUUCAAGUUUAUUUUCGAUGUGCCGCACAAACUCACAAAACCUCAAAGUCUUCGAGCGGUUCUUCUUUCCGAAAACCCUUACCCACUGGAUGAAAGACUUGAGCUAGCAAAGAAACUCACUGCCUCGGUUCUCUUUGUUCACACAGUGCAAUUCGUUCACAAAAACAUUCGACCAGAAACUAUCAUUAUUUUCCAAAACGAAUGCUCGGAGAUCGGAGCACCAUUUCUUUCCGGCUUUGAACAAUUCCGUCUCGAGGAUGGUGCUACUUUUCUGUCUGGGGAUGAUCUUUGGCACCACAAUCUCUACCGACAUCCUUCGCGCCAAGGCAUGCAACCAGAAAUCGAAUAUGUCAUGCAACACGACAUUUAUAGUCUUGGCGUUGUUCUUCUCGAGAUCGGACUCUGGACUUCAUUCGCACUCGAAGAUUCUGAGUGUGAUUCGAAUCUCCCAACUCCAAGCAAUAUCUUCGAUAUAACCAAGCUUGAUUCUCUAUAUCCAGUAUCAGCUGCAGUAGAAAAGAAACAGAGGCUCGAAUAUCUCGCUGCCUACGAACUGCCUCCUCGCUUGGGAAGACGGUAUGCGGACAUCGUACUUCUGUGUCUUCGAUGUCUCGAUCCCGGAGAUGGAAUGGGUGAUGAGAAAUCGUCGAGUGCGUGGACUGACCAAGAUGGUGUUGUAAUUGGAGUAAGAUUCAUCGAAAAUGUGCUUACGAAAAUGCAGGAAAUCAGGGUUUAGAGGAAAGAUAUAUCUCACCUUCCAAAUACUUAUUCCAUGCACAAUUCUUUCAACUCCGG
Hyaloscypha bicolor E is the source of this 1765-nucleotide messenger RNA. RefSeq lists its product as uncharacterized. NCBI's taxonomy places the organism in Eukaryota, Fungi, Ascomycota, Leotiomycetes, Helotiales, Hyaloscyphaceae. The record is from RefSeq and is a predicted model, not a curated record. The coding region runs from base 57 to 1706 and encodes 549 amino acids. Gene Ontology annotation, molecular function: ATP binding; protein kinase activity. The transcript has 4 exons. Gene Ontology annotation, biological process: protein phosphorylation.